Molecule: messenger RNA, 2369 nt
Organism: Melanotaenia boesemani (Boeseman's rainbowfish)
Lineage: Eukaryota; Metazoa; Chordata; Actinopteri; Atheriniformes; Melanotaeniidae
Product: bone morphogenetic protein 7-like
Exons: 7
Coding region: 136-1533 (465 amino acids)
Biological process (GO): SMAD protein signal transduction
Cellular component (GO): extracellular region
Molecular function (GO): growth factor activity; cytokine activity
Source: RefSeq, a predicted model, not a curated record
UUCAUCCAGGUUUCUUUCAUUCUAGGGCGCCUGCCCCUCCCCUGACAGAGGACCACAAUAAAAUCCUUUUCCCAUGUCGCCAUCCAGAGGAGCUGCGUCACGUCAGAACAGCGCGCAGUGGCAAAUUAUGAAUGAAUGACAUUCUGCGUGGUGGAGGCGUGUUUUACUGUCUCCACACGCAAGAGGUUUCUUCAUGAAGGAACAGCAUCCCCAGUCUUCUGUUUCCAACUGUUUCAGUCGUGCGUAAAAAUGUUAACAAGCGCAGCGGCAACAAUCGCGUUCCUCCUGUCCUGGGCUCACUGUGCGCUGGCCACGCGGGUCGCCUUCUCCAACUUCUCAGCGGACAACGACGUGCGCUCAAGCUUCAUCCAAGGGCGACUACGGAGCCAAGAGCGCAGAGAGAUGCAGCGAGAGAUCCUCUCCAUUCUGGGGCUGCCGCAACGUCCGCGGCCGCACGCGCACACCAAACACAACGCUGCCCCCAUGUUCAUGCUGGAUCUUUAUAAUGCCAUAUCCACAGACACAGACGCGCACAGGUAUUCAUAUUAUGAGGAAGUCCUACCCACGCAGGCCUCCACCAUGCUGACCCCUGACGACAACCGCUUCCUGGAUGAUGCGGACACGGUGAUGAGCUUCGUCAACCUCAUUGAUCAGGACCGGGAUCUUCUGUUCCAGCCGCACGCACGUGAGUUUCGAUUUGACAUUUCACGCAUUCCAGAGGGAGAGGCCAUCACAGCAGCAGAGUUCAGGAUUUAUAAAGAUUUCAUCCAGGAGCGUGUUGAGAAUGAAACCUUCAGAGUCAGCAUCUACCAAGUCCUGAAGGAGCCGCCUUACAGUGAAGUGGAGCUGCUGCUGCUGGACCAGCGGGAUGUUUGGGCUUCAGAAGAGGGCUGGCUAGUUUUUGACCUGUCCACUACAAGUAACGUCUGGCUGGUCAGACCCGAACAGAAUCUGGGCCUACACCUGAUUCUCAAAGACAGCCAUGGCCAGAGGAGGAAGCCCAGGUUAGCUGGGCUGGUGACCGGCAAUGGUCCUCAGGACAAGCAGCCCUUCCUCGUUGUCUUCUUCAAAGCCAAGGAGGUGCGAUUCCGCAGCAUCCGCUCAGCCCACGCACACAAGGGGCGCCAGUCUAGCCGCUCUAAGCCACAGAAGACUGUUCAAGAGGCUCUGAAGGCAGUGGAGGCUGCAACAGUUUCAGAUAGCCUCGGAUUCUCCAAAGAGGGAUGUAAGAAGCAUGAACUGUAUGUCAGUUUUAGAGAUUUGGGAUGGCAGGACUGGAUUAUAGCACCAGAGGGCUAUGCAGCGUAUUACUGUGAGGGAGAGUGCGCCUUCCCACUCAACUCCUACAUGAAUGCCACCAAUCACGCUAUUGUGCAAACUCUGGUACAUUUUAUCAACCCAGAGACAGUACCCAAGCCCUGCUGCGCCCCCACACAGCUCCACGGCAUCUCAGUGCUGUACUUUGACGACAGCUCCAAUGUCAUUCUCAAGAAGUACCGCAACAUGGUGGUCAGAGCCUGUGGCUGCCACUGACAACUCGCACCUUCUCCCCGAAGUUCUGCAAACCCAAAGGCCUGCUGAAGAAAAGCUGAAGUAGAGUAACCAGAGACAGGUGAUGACUGACUGCCUGGCCACCAGGGAGCUCUUUCCAUGGUUCAGCCUUUAAUCUAGGGGCCUGUUAAUAUGAUCCACAUCUGAGCCAGCUUAAACCACUACUACAGUCAGAACUGCAGGCCACAGAGAAACUAAGGGUGGUGCAGAGUUGCUGAAACAAAAUUUUAAUUUCUAAAAACUAGCAAAAAUGUUCAUGUUCAUAUGUUAAAGUGUCCAUAUGUCCAUAUCAUGUCAAAGAUAUUAAUGUUUUUAUAGAAGGUUCAAGAGCUCGAUCUUCUGAUUACACCAGUGUGCCUUGGUUUUUGGAGCAUCUGGAUGAAUUUGGUUGGACUUGAUGUGUUGGAGCACAGUGAAGAAUAACAGAAUUUAAUGGCAGUGUGGGUUCCACAGGUCUGGCUGUUAAGCCUAGUUUGUGGGUGCAGUGUUAUUUAGACUCCACUUGUGGCGGCUGGGAGUAAAGUUGACAUUGAAGUGUGCACCGUCACUUCAGCUGCAGCUGCUUUGUGCUGCAGAUGAAAAUCGAGUGGCUGGGAUUUUGUUUGGUCACAUUAAAGAUGGUAAAUAAAUUAAGCUGAGAAGAUUCCCAUGUUUUUAUGUCAACAGUGACCUCAGCAGUGACAUUCUCAUCACAUGUGGCUUUUAAAUGAAUGUUUUCUAUGUGAUAAUUGAGUUAUGUUUAAAGAAAUUUUACACAGGACAUAUUUAUUUCUCCAGUUUAGGACUUAAUCAUUGUGUUUGUUUUCCAUUCAUACGUG